Molecule: messenger RNA, 1559 nt
Organism: Actinia tenebrosa (Australian red waratah sea anemone)
Lineage: Eukaryota; Metazoa; Cnidaria; Anthozoa; Actiniaria; Actiniidae
Source: RefSeq, a predicted model, not a curated record
AUACCAUCGGGUAAAGCAGGCAAGAAUUUCAUAACCGAAUUGACGUAUUGGCUAAAGCAAUUCAAUUCUAAUACAGAUCUAAAUUAUAUUGCCUUGAAAGCCUUUAUGGUGCUCCCAACGUUGAUUCUACAAAAACCCUCAGCGACAUCCAAAAGCAAGGAACACAGUGAGGCUAUUGAACGGAGGCUGUCCUUAUGGAGAGCGGGGGAUCUAUCUCUCCUGUUGAAAGAAAUAAGGUUCAUACAGAGCAGGUUUAGCAAGACGAGGAAAGCAAGAUCUAUGGAAGAUAUAUCCAAAAUAUUCGCCAAUCUAGUUAUGCAAGGAAAGCUAUCAGCCGCUAUAAAACUUCUUGACAGAGAGACAUCUACAGGUGUCCUUACUUUAUCACCCGAAGUCUUAGAGGAGCUCAAACAGAAACAUCCUUCAGCUGCUGACAUCGAAGAUGAAAGCCUCUUGAAUGGUCCCCUGGAACUUAAUCCUCAUGGCAUCUUUGACUUAAUCGAUGAACAAAUGAUCUACAAUGCAGCAAUGAGGACAAGAGGAUCUGCCGGACCUUCAGGAAUGGAUGCCGAACUUUACCGAAGAGUACUCUGUUCAAAAAAUUUUAACGCCGAAGGAAAACUACUGAGAGAAGAAAUAGUAAUUAUGACCAGAAAUCUAUUAAAAUCCUCAUACCAUCCAAUCCUGCUAGAGAGCUACACCGCAUGCAGGCUCAUACCUUUGGAUAAGAAUCCCGGAAUUCGACCCAUAGGAGUAGGAGAAGUUCUAUGGCGAAUUAUCGGUAAAACAGUGUCUGCAUUCUUUAAAGAACUAAAACAAGCAGCAGGUCCCCUACAAGUUUGUGCUGGACACAGUGGAGGGGCCGAAGCCGCUAUUCAUGCAAUGAGCCAGAUCUUUAGUGAAGAGGAUACAGAUGCAGUACUACUGAUCGAUGCAAGUAACGCCUUCAAUCAGAUGAACCGGUGUGGUUAGCUGAUGAUUCUGCGGGAGCAGGAAGAAUUCUCUCUUUCUUUAAUGGGUCCAAAAGCUGGUUGAUCGUGAAGUCGGAAGCUUUGGCUUUGGAAGCGAAACAGGUAUUUGGAGAAGAGGUUAACGUCACAAGCGAAGGCAAACGUCACCUUGGAGCUGUUAUUGGAUCAAAGAUUUAUAAAGACCAAUUUUGCAACGAGAAAAUCUACAAGUGGAAAGAAGAAUUACAAACCCUCUCAGAGAUUGCAAGGUGCCAGCCACAAUCGGCCUAUAUCGCAUUACAAAGGGAUACAAAUCCAAGUUUACAUACUUCAUGCGAAUAAUUGAAUCUUUUGAGGACUAUACUGAUCCUGUUGAUAAUGUAAUAAAUGAAAUGCUUCUUCCAACACUUUUUGGUCAAAACGAACCACUACCUGAAGAGCUGAGUAGGCUUUUUACCUUAUCCCCUGCGGAAGGAGGCUUAGGGAUGCCUGCACUAAAAGAAGAGGCUCCACAGCAAUAUGCGGCAUCACUUCUAAUAACAGCUUCACACACUGAGGCUAUUAAAACGCAGAGCAAAACGAUGUAUACGACCACAGAAGAUGUGAAAA